Molecule: messenger RNA, 1011 nt
Organism: Branchiostoma floridae (Florida lancelet)
Lineage: Eukaryota; Metazoa; Chordata; Leptocardii; Amphioxiformes; Branchiostomatidae
Product: neuronal acetylcholine receptor subunit alpha-9-like
Exons: 3
Coding region: 1-1011 (336 amino acids)
Biological process (GO): signal transduction; regulation of membrane potential; nervous system process
Cellular component (GO): membrane; neuron projection; synapse
Molecular function (GO): neurotransmitter receptor activity; transmembrane signaling receptor activity; extracellular ligand-gated monoatomic ion channel activity
Source: RefSeq, a predicted model, not a curated record
AUGAUCUCAUCUGACGGCCUUGUGGACUGGAAAGCCCCCGCCGUGACCAUGUCUGCCUGCCUGGUGGACGUGUCGGACUUCCCGUUCGACAGGCAGGAGUGUCCGCUGAAGUUCGGCUCGUGGAAUCACGACGGACGCCAUAUUGAUUACUUCAGCAAGAACGACGUGGGAGACCUGGCCAACCUAAUCCGAAACGCAGAAUGGGACGUGACAAAAUUAGUCGCCAAAAGAAGCAACCCUCUGUACAACGGUGUUCCGUACCCUGACGUCACCUUCACCAUCCACAUGACCCGGCGGUCCAUGUUCUACGUCAUCAACAUGUUUCUCCCCUGCGUCCUGCUGGCCUUCGUGGUGGGGGCGACCUUCUACCUGCCGCCCGACUGUGGGGAGAAGAUCUCGUUCGGCGUGGCGGUCCUGCUGUCCCUGGCGGUCUUCCAGCUUCUGGUGGCGGAAACCGUGCCUCGGUCGGAGAACAUCCCGGCGAUAGGUCGGUUCAUCUUCGUGUCACUGGCCCUCAUGGCGCUCUCCCUUCUGUCCACCGCUUUCGUCAUCACGUUGGGAGACUCCGUCCAGGACAGCAAACCCGUUCCAGACUGGGCGAGGAAGGUGUUCCUCAAGUACGCCUCUAAAGCACUCCUCAUGGGGGACCAAUCCAAAAACAAAUGGGAGGCACGUUUGUGCAACCCUCCAUCCAAGCACGUGGAAAACGGCGAGAUAUACAGUAACGGCAUUCCUACCGACACCAAGCCGAAACCAACGGUUUAUCUCCCGGCUAAAUCAAUCCUAAAGACCGCGGCAUCGACGAAGAAGCAGUUGGAGUGUCUACUGCAAAUCCAAGGCGCUGUUGAGGAGAUCUCCGGGUACCUGAAGAAGAUGGAUAUGGUGAAAACCAUCCACAAUGAUUGGAAGACUCUGGCGUUAGUGGUGGACAGGAUCUUCCUCGUUUUAUACCUCAUUGCCUCUGUCAUCACCCUCGUGGUUACCUUGCUCAAUGUCAAUGGGAACAAGUGA